Dendrobium catenatum is the source of this 552-nucleotide messenger RNA. Its product is annotated as V-type proton ATPase subunit e1. The record is from RefSeq and is a predicted model, not a curated record. The transcript is spliced from 3 exons. Gene Ontology annotation, biological process: proton transmembrane transport. NCBI's taxonomy places the organism in Eukaryota, Viridiplantae, Streptophyta, Magnoliopsida, Asparagales, Orchidaceae. Gene Ontology annotation, molecular function: proton-transporting ATPase activity, rotational mechanism. Bases 59 to 271 code for a protein of 70 amino acids. Gene Ontology annotation, cellular component: proton-transporting V-type ATPase, V0 domain.
UUCAAUUCUCAAGCAGAAGGGAAGGACAGGAAGGGAAAAGGGUUCUCUAUCUAGAUCCAUGGGGUUUUGGGUAACAAGCCUAAUCUUCCUUCUCGCAGGCGUCAUCGGCGCACUCUCCCUCAGGCUCUGUUGCAACCGAGGCCCUUCCACUAAUCUGUUGCAUUUCACAUUGGUAAUUACGGCUACAAUAUGCUGUUGGAUGAUGUGGGCAAUUGUUUAUCUUGCACAAAUGUACCCAUUGAUUGUUCCCAUCCUCAACGAAGGAGAGUGAUCAGUAAAAUGAUUUCAUUCCUUCACUCCCAAUCCUGCUGCUGUAGCUUCCUCAUCAUCUUUUUUGCCCAGAUUUUUUUCUAUAAUAUUGCAGCAGAAAAUACUGUUCAGUGCCAGUUGCCGUGUACCCUAAGGAUAAAAUGUGCAAGUUUUGGUUUUCUCAAAACUGUAAAACAAUAUGGUUUAAUCUGCUAAAUCUCUAUUCUUCUAAUGUGUAAUGAUACAGUAUACUCUGUUUGAACAAAUGAGCAGUUUAUUGAAUAAUUAUUUAAUAUUGAGUAA